UCAGCUCACUGUUCCAUCCCACAGCGUUUUUUUUUUAACAGCACAACUUUUUCUCUGGAACAUGUUUGAUGCCCUUUCCUUAUUCGGGAGGUCCUUCGUUAUUCUGAGGGCAUUAUAAGAAGUAGGCUUGCCUUGAUUUCCUUAGUUUGUUUCUCUGUUGAAGCUGAGAGCUACCCCUGAACGGAAUGGACCACCCUGUGGAUGAUGCCCCCCUGGCCAGAGGGAGCCUGGCAGGCAGUGAGGAGGCCCUCGUUGCCCGUGCUGGACCCAGAGGUGGCUCCAACAGUCGUGCUCUGAAGAUAGCCGCCCUGACCACGUUGGCAUGCCUGCUGCUGGCCAGCCAGGUCUUCACUGCUUACAUGGUUUUUGAUCAGAAGCAGCAGAUCCACACACUCCAGAGGAGCUCUGAAAGAAUGGGCAAACAGAUGGCACGCUCAUCCCAUGCCAUGUCCCCAGUGAAGAUGGCCCUGCCCAUGAACACCCUGCCUCUGAUGACGGACUUUACUGAUGAGGACUCCAAGAAAUCAGAGACUCCCUUGACCAAACUGCAGGACAUUGCUGUUGUGAGUGUGGAGAAGCAGCUGAUGGAUCUCAUGCAGGUCAGUCUGCCGAAGUUCAAUGAGACCUUCCUGACCAACCUGCAGAGCCUGAAGAAGCAGAUCAAUGAGAGCGAGUGGCAGAGCUUUGAGUCCUGGAUGCGUUAUUGGCUGAUCUUCCACAUGGCCCAGCAGAAGCCAGCAGGCCCCACUCCCCAGCCAGCCGUCUUUAAUCUUCGAAUGACAGCCUCUCAGAUCCAGACCAAAUGCCAGCUGGAGUCGGCACCUGGAGGACGGAAGAUCGGUUCCUUCAAGCCUCAGUGUGACGAGCAGGGCCACUACAAGCCCAUGCAGUGCUGGCACGCCACCGGCUACUGCUGGUGCGUGGAUGAGGCCGGUACCCCCAUCGAGGGCACCACCAUGCGAGGCCGCCCCGACUGCCGCAGAGGUGUGCCAUACGGCCGCAUGAUGGUUGCACCCAGGCCCAUGCAGAAGACCCUGAGCAUGGAGGAGCUGGCCAAACCUUGAAGCAUUAAGUUUCUCUCAUUACCCAAUAUUUGCAGACAUGAAAAGCUCGCUUUCUGAACCUGAAGCUGAUCUGCAACAGCAGCAGUUUAAAUUCCCAAUGAGUUACUCUGCGUAUAACCUUGAUUCUUGUAAUUUUGCUUGCUGCAAAAUCAGAGUGCUGUUACACUUUAGUUCUUCAAGUAUUUUUAAUUUCUGUCCUUUGUAACAGGUACAUUUGGGGUGUCUUCUUUUAAUAUACAAUAAAGAAAAUAAAGAAGUGCUUCAAUCAGUUUAUGACUAAAGAUAGCUUAAAAUGCUGGUUCACCCAAAUUGCAAGACUUGGAGGUUAUUCAUAUUUCAUCUGCUAUGUUUUGAGACCCUUCCAUUUUUUUCUCUUGCACAGCACAAACCAGAUAAGUGGAUGGUUAUUUCUGGUGCAUGGAUGGCUGUUAAAUGAUGUAAUUAGGCAGAAAGAGAGUCCCCUGUCACUCGAUUGACAGUCCAAAAAAUGUUCAGCUUUCACAGCUUUUACAGUUUUCAGAAGUGUUAACUGUAGGGUUUGUGGGUCAUUCAAAAUAUAGGCGGCUCUGUUUUUAAAGAGAAGUUUCAGUUCCUUAAAAGUUAGCAAAGUACCUAGAGAGCACAGAGUUUUAUGAUUUGGUUGAACCCAUCUUCUGGAAGGAUGCAGGCAUUUAAAGUUAUUUUAAAGGUGUUUGUUUCAUAAAAGCUUAAUAAAGAUUGCCUAUUAAGACUUUGCAUUGCUAUACGUAUUCCAUUAUGAGAUUCAAUGAGAGCUUAAGCUGUUUGCUAAAUAAAUGCAGAAUAAAACAUGAUUAGACACAGCGACCGGUGUCAAUUGGUCAUGGAUUAUUGUUGCAUGUUUUUUUACAGGGAUUUUUUUUUACUCUCUUGUAUUAGCUGUGCUGCCCAAACCUAAACUAAUUUCUGUGCAUGGAACUUUAUAAAUGUAAUUUUUUACUUUUAACUGUGAAAAGAUCAAGGAAAAAGGUGAUGGUUGUUUUUUGCUUCUGCACAGCUCUCUGGGAAAAGUGCAAUGAUGCCCUUGUCCUCGCCUGUCCCUUUUAGCCUCUUGGCUGCUUUGGUGGUUCCACUCCAUGCUGUGUUGAACUGUUUAUUGUGCUGACACAUCAAGCAACAUGCCAAAACGCAGGAUUCAGCAUGAUGUCAGGGUGUACUUCAGUGGUGCAGACACACAGGGUGAAAUGGAGCCUUACAAUCAGCAUGAAGAUGCUCACGCAUGUGAAACAGGAGAGGGAGCUGUAAAAACAUCAGUGGUGACGCUCAAGCUCACUGACAAUUUGGAUAUGAAACCUUAGCCACGGUGGUGUGGCGUGGUGGUUAGCACCGUAGCCUCACAGCAAGAGGCUUCUGGGUUCAAUUCCCCGGGGCAAGGAACUUUCUGUGUGGAGUCUGUAUGUUUUCCCUGUGUCUGCGUGGGUUUUCUCUGGGUUCUCCGGCUUCCUCCCACUGUCCAAAAACCUUUACGUUAGGUUGAUUGGACAUUCCAAAUUGCCCUUAGGAGCGAGUGUGAGUCUGCAUGGUUGUUUGUCUUUGUGUGUGGAUGGACAGGCCGACCGUCCAGAGUGUACCCCCCCUCUCGGCCAUUAAAUACUG
This is a messenger RNA of Menidia menidia (Atlantic silverside), 2678 nucleotides long. The record is from the annotation of a GenBank genome assembly. Lineage: Eukaryota; Metazoa; Chordata; Actinopteri; Atheriniformes; Atherinopsidae.